Molecule: messenger RNA, 2328 nt
Organism: Thlaspi arvense
Lineage: Eukaryota; Viridiplantae; Streptophyta; Magnoliopsida; Brassicales; Brassicaceae
Source: the annotation of a GenBank genome assembly
AUGGGCUUCUCUCUAUGGGGAACUCUCAUGUUCCUCUCCCUCUUCGUCAAGCAUCUCACCAGCCAAGAUCCCAACACCGAGGCCUCUUAUCUCUCCAGCUUCUUCACCGCAAUGGGUUUACCCAAUUCUUCCCAAGCUCACACAUUAUCUUCUUCUUCUUUAUGUUCAUGGCCAGGAGUGGCCUGUGACGCACGAAGAGAGUACGUGCUCCAUUUCUCGGCUUCUGCGUCGGAACUGUCCGGUCCCAUCCCCGACAACACCAUCGGCAAACUGAGAAUGCUCCAAUCUUUAGAUCUCAGUGGCAACAAGAUUACGUCUCUGCCCUCUGAUCUAUGGAGUCUGAGCUCGCUCAAGAGUCUCAAUCUCUCCUCCAACCGGAUUUCUAAGACGCUUUCCAGCAACAUAGGCAAUUUCAAGACGCUUGAGACCCUUGAUCUUUCUUUCAACAGCUUCUCUGGCGAAAUCCCUGCCGCUAUAAGCUCGCUUGUCAAUUUAACAACUCUCAAGCUCGGCAACAAUGGUUUUCAGUCUCUCGUCCCUCAAGGACUUCUCAAUUGCCGAUCUCUAGUCUCCAUCGACCUCUCAUCGAACCAGCUCACCGGGUCUCUGCCUGUUGGUUUCGGUUCGGCCUUCGCAGAACUGAAAAGCUUGAACCUUUCACGGAAUCUGUUUCAGGGUUCACUGAUAGGAGUCUUGCAUGAAAACGUGGAAACAGUUGAUCUCAGUGAAAACCGAUUUGAUGGGCAUAUCUUGCAGUUAAUAGCCGGCCACAAUCACAACUCGUCUAGUCUGAUCCAUCUUGACUUGUCCGAUAAUCGUUUCGUCGGCCAUAUACAAAAUGGCUUGAGUUCAUCACAGAAGCUGGGACACCUUAACCUCGCGUCAAAUCGAUUCAGGACGCAAGAAUUCGGGCAAAUCACAACGCUUUCGGCUCUGUAUUAUCUGAAUCUAUCCAGGACCAAUCUGGCAGGUAUCAUUCCGAGUGAAAUCUCGCGGCUGAGUCAUCUCAAGGUUCUUGAUCUCUCCUCCAAUAACCUCACUGGACAUGUACCUACGCUGAGCCUCAAGAACAUCGAAAUACUUGAUCUCUCGCUGAAUCAGCUAGACGGAGAUAUCCCAAGGCCGGUUCUGGAUCAACUCCCCACGAUGCAGAGGUUUAACUUCUCUUUCAACAAUCUAACCUUUUGUGACCCCAACUUAUCUAAAGGAAUGAUCCAGACAUCCUUCAUUGGCUCCACAAACAACUGCCCCUUUGCUGCAAAGCCGAUCGUUCAAAAGGGAAAUAAAGUCAACAAGAGGAAGACAGGGCUUAAGAUUGGUUUGGCGUUAGCAGUCUCCAUGGCGUUCUUACUUGUUGCGCUGUUGCUCAUACUGGUGGCCCUGAGAGGUAGAAGAAAAUCCAGAACAUGGGCAACAAGGCAAGCCACAGAAGCCAACUUGUCAGACCAAAACGAACCAACGGAUGUCUCUGUGGUAAUGAUCGACAAGCCGUUGAUGAAGAUGACGUUUGCAGACCUCAAGGCUGCGACUUUCAACUUCGACAGAGGCGCAUUGUUGUGGGAAAGCAAGUCUGGUCCUACUUACGAGGCAGUCUUACCCGGUGGAUUCAGAGCAGCUCUCAAAGUUAUUCCAAGUGGAACCACAAUGACCGAUCACGAAGCCUCGAUUGCGUUCGAACGCCUCGCCCGCAUCAUUCAUCCAAAUCUUGUCCCGCUCUCUGGAUACUGCAUAGCCGCAGAGCAAAGAAUCGCGAUUUACGAGCACCUAGACAAUGUUAAUUUGCAGAGUUUACUCCAUACCGUAGAUGACUCUGCAUCGUGGAGACUUCGGCAUAAGAUAGCUCUGGGGACGGCGAGGGCGUUGGCUUUCCUCCAUCACGGCUGCAUUCCUCCGGUGGUCCACGGGGAAGUGAAGGCUAGAACAGUCUGCUUAGACUCCACCCAGGAACCGCAAUUGGCAGAGUUUGGUUUAGCCAAACUCUUGGAUGAGGGAUUUUCCGGAGGUUUAGACGGGUACGCACCGCCGGAGCUGGAGGAAGACGGCUCUCCGACAGUAGAAUCCGACGUGUACAGCUUUGGAGUUGUUCUGCUUGAGCUCGUGAGCGGGAAGAAGCCGGAGUGGGACUUGGUGAAUUGGGUGAGGGGUCUGGUGAGGCAGGGAGAAGGAUCGAGAGCCAUCGAUCCGACGAUACGAGGGACAGGUCCGGUGGAGCAGAUUGCGGAGGCGGUGAAGAUAGGGUACUUGUGCACCGCCGAUCCGCCAUGGAAGCGACCCACGAUGCAGCAGGUGGUUGGACUUCUCAAAGACAUUGCGCCCAGCAGUUGUUGA